UACAAAUUAACAAAACUAUUAUUAUUAAGCCCAUUAACAAAUAGGAAAACUAUUCAUAAAAAAAACCCCUGAAAGUCAUUAAUUGCAGUUACUGUGUUGUGAUUAUUGUAUUGUAUGUUUUUAUGUCCCUCCUGUGUUUUCCUGCCCACUGUGAGCGGCAGCAGUAUAUUAUCCCGCUGUUACUGCUCUGUUAGGGGUAAUUGUACACUAAUUACCAUGAAGUUGUAAACUCCUCCCACCGACCACUGAUUGGUCAGAUACCAGAGGGCAUCGAGGCCCCAAAACCGCCCUUGGUCAAAGACCCAGGUAUAAAUGGAUCCAGGCCGCAGCUCAGAGGACAGAAAAGUUAGUGACAGGACUCUACAUUCCCCUAAAAACACUGAAACGUCCCUAGAACCAUUUCUUGUUCCUCGUCCUUUUGGUUUAGACUAAAGAUCCUCCAGUGUGACCUUCAGUGGAUUUUCUCUUCUUCUUCUCCUUCUUCUUCUUCUUCUUCUUGGUUGUGCUGAGGACUGAACCAUGGAGCUGUCGGAUAUCUCUUUCCCCAUCCCGGCUCCUGAUGAUUUCUAUGACGACCCCUGCUUCAACACCAGCGAUAUGCACUUCUUUGAGGACCUGGAUCCGCGGCUGGUCCAUGUGGGCCUCCUGAAGCCGGAUGACUCCUCCUCUUCAUCCUCACCGUCUCCUUCUUCCUCGUCUUCCUCCCCGUCCUCCCUACUCCACCUCCACCACCAUGGUGAGGGGGAGGACGACGAGCACGUCCGCGCCCCCAGCGGGCACCACCAGGCGGGCCGCUGUCUGCUCUGGGCCUGCAAGGCCUGCAAAAGAAAGACCACCAACGCCGACCGGCGGAAGGCGGCGACGAUGCGGGAGCGCCGGCGGCUGAGCAAGGUCAACGACGCCUUCGAGACGCUCAAGCGAUGUACCACCGCCAACCCCAACCAGCGGCUGCCCAAGGUGGAGAUCCUGCGCAACGCCAUCAGCUACAUCGAGUCUCUGCAGGCGCUGCUGCGCGGCGGUCAGGAGGACGGAUACUACCCGGUGCUGGAGCACUACAGCGGGGACUCUGACGCCUCCAGCCCCCGCUCCAACUGCUCCGACGGCAUGACGGACUUUAACGGCCCGACGUGUCAGUCAACGAGGAGAGGAAAUUACGAAAGCAGCUCUUAUUUCUCCCAGACUCCAAACGGAGGCCAGAAAAGUGAGAGGAGCUCGGUGGUCUCCAGUCUGGACUGUCUCUCCAGCAUUGUGGAGCGGAUCUCCACAGAGAACAGCAGCCUGCUGCCGACCACCGACGGCCCGGGGUCACCACCGACAGAGCCCACUGGUGAGACAGCUGUCCCUGGAUCAGUCCAGAUCCCUUCUCCCACUGCUACCCAGGACCCCAGUCUGAUCUACCAAGUCCUAUAAACCCUCAGACUUUGGACAAUCCACAUACACAUGAAAAUACACACACACACACACACAGACACUGGACUGAGUCUUGACAACCAAGUUUGCAUCAGCUGUUGAGGUUUUAUAGCUUCCUUCUUCCACCUGUUUUUUUUUAUUCCCUGAGGUUCAACAUAUGGAAAAUUUCUUCGAAAAGAAAGAAAUAAGAAACAACUACCAACAUUUAAAAACCAUGCAUAAACUGAAAUACUUAUUACUCGUAGAUGACGACGACCAGGAGUAACUCGGCCCUGAAUAACCACACUGAUUUACCGCAGCACAAAAGAUUAUUCCUGACUACCUUAAUUCAGUCUUAAUUCAACAGCAGUAAAAUCUGAAAAUAUUCCCACAUUGUUUUUAUUCCUUUCGUAUGGCAAUUGGAAAUUGGUCAAUUUGCAUUUGAAUGCAACCAUACAAAAAAUACAUAAACUGAAAGCAACACAGAAACAGGGUCAAAGCUGUGACCUUCGAUCUCAUUGUGCAAUCAGUGUUGAGCAUAUGUGACCCUCAGAUUCCCUCAUUUUCACCAAAUCCAGCCUUAAAACCAAAUCUACAACGAAGCAGUUCAACAACAAAUACUUCUUAAAACAUGCUACUGCUUAGAAAUCUGUUCAGUUCAUGCUGUAUAUGUGUUUAUUGUUAGUUGGUUUUUUGUAUUUAUGAAAAGUAUUUAAAGGCUCAGCUGAGUCCUUCAGAUGGAGUUUUCCCCCUCUCUGUGUGUAGUAUAUUUGAAAAAGGACGGAGGCCAAAAACCAUCCACUUACAUUCCUCCACAUUCAUCCAUCUGUUUUUUUAAAAAGCCCCAGCCGUUCAAUGUCCUCAGGAAGACAAAAACUAUGAUAAAAGUGCCAUUAAAAAA
Molecule: messenger RNA, 2290 nt
Organism: Cynoglossus semilaevis (tongue sole)
Lineage: Eukaryota; Metazoa; Chordata; Actinopteri; Pleuronectiformes; Cynoglossidae
Gene: myod1
Product: myogenic differentiation 1
Exons: 3
Coding region: 520-1410 (296 amino acids)
Biological process (GO): regulation of transcription by RNA polymerase II; positive regulation of myoblast differentiation; skeletal muscle cell differentiation
Molecular function (GO): DNA-binding transcription factor activity, RNA polymerase II-specific; protein dimerization activity; RNA polymerase II cis-regulatory region sequence-specific DNA binding
Source: RefSeq, a predicted model, not a curated record